Molecule: messenger RNA, 879 nt
Organism: Serpula lacrymans var. lacrymans S7.9
Lineage: Eukaryota; Fungi; Basidiomycota; Agaricomycetes; Boletales; Serpulaceae
Exons: 6
Coding region: 16-879 (287 amino acids)
Molecular function (GO): oxidoreductase activity, acting on paired donors, with incorporation or reduction of molecular oxygen; iron ion binding; heme binding
Source: RefSeq, a predicted model, not a curated record
UUCUGGUUCGCAGAUAUGGAUGCAAUCAAAGCAAUAACCUCCGAUCGCGUCACAUUCCGCAAGGAUGCUGUCUCAUAUGAACCUCUUAAUUACUAUGGCAAGAACAUUAUCAGCACGGAAAUGAGCGAAUGGAAACGACAUCGUGCUAUCGCUGCUCCAGCGUUUAGUGAGGCCAACAAUGCUUUAGUUUGGACUGAAACCCUUAGAAUAAUUACCGACUGGUUCAAUCAACUCGACGCCACCCAACGUACUGAGAAAUCUGCUUCCAAUAACGCGUUUUCAGACCUCGCUAUCGAGGUGGUAUCACCCAUGGCUACCCUCCUCAUUACCUCUGCUGCUGGGUUCGGGAGGCGAGUUUCUUGGGAAGAUGACUCCGCUGCGCCCGCUUCCGGUUAUACUCUAACUCUUCGUUCGGCUGUGAUAACUGCAGUUGAAAAUUUUUUCUUCAGAAUGCUCACUCCAGAUUGGUUUCCUGCGAUUUCGUCUAUUGUAAAAGUUCCUUUUCUUUCAGCACGCGUUCAUGCAACUCAGCAGGCCUUCGAAGAGCUGGGACGUUACAUGUUGGAACUUGUGUCGUCGGCUCGCGCAUCUGUCGUCGAAGGGAGGUCUUCAGCAUCAAGUGCUGCUCUUUUGCACAAUCUUGUUGAAGCAAACACGUCGCCUGAGGGUGGCAGCAAAUGUUUGUCUGAUGGCGAGCUUCUUUCCAAUAUAUUUAGCUUUCUCCUCGCUGGACAUGAAACGUCCGCUCACAGCUUGGGGUUUGCCAUCAGUCUACUGGCAUUGCAUCCAGAAGCGCAAAGCAAGAUGUAUGCAGAAGUGCGCAAGGUUUGGCCAGAAGGAAGUGGUACAGUUGGUUCUUCUUCAGUGAGCUUCGACUAG